AUGCCAGCUCAUGCUGAGAGUUUACUUACUUCAGCUUCAUCUAUUCAAAAAUCUGAUUUUAGUAAAACUAUUUCUGCUAAAAAUUAUAGAAAACCAGCUUCAGAAAUACCUGAUUCAGAUGAUAAGUUCAUUAAUGACCUCAUAGAAAUAGAUUUUGUUCAGAGAAAAGAUCUGGCUACAGAUGUUGUAACUACAAAAUGCAAGAUCAAGCAACUAGUAAUUCUAGCAGCUACUGUAGAUCUUGGUGCUAAUUUUGCAAUUAUAUCUGAAGAUAUAACCAAACGAUUAAAGUUGGUAAUUGAUACAAAAGAUAAACAUGACUACAGAGGUAUUGCUACUAUUCCUACCGAAUCUCUUGUAACUACCCAAAAUGUACCAGUGGACUUUACUUCUGCAUUACCAGAUAAUUAUAGCAGAGCUAGACUCGAAGAGUCAUUACAAGACCUUAAGAAAGAAUUAUAUAUCACCCUCCAAGAUUCUUCUGAGAUAUCUUAUAUAAUGCUAAAUUGUGGGAUAGGGGCUAAUACUGAGAUCCAGAAAUUAUGUACUCAUAAUCUUGAACUCAUUGAUGAAGCUAGGCAUUUACAGAUUGAAAAUGCUAAUAAAGACAUUUCUCUUGCGAAGUUCAAAGCUGAGAAUGAUAUAAAAUCCAAGAAAAUCAAAUCACUAGAGUCUAUGAUCAAGAUAUUGGAAGGUAAGUUAUCUUUAGCUCAGAAAGAUGUGAUUUCGAUUCAAAGCAACUCAUUGAAAAAAGAAACUGAGAUCGUGCCUCUCAAAUCCAAAAUAGCUGAAUUGGAAAAUAUAAAGAGCAAAUUGAAAUCAAAGGUCAAUGAGCUUGAGUGUCUGAAAUUAAAGACUAUAUCGAAACCCAUAGUUGGUGGGGAUGACGAAAAAAAUAUUACUAAGUCUGAUAAUAUAUCUUUGGAUAGUACUGAUCUCAGUAAAUAUUUUAUAUAUAGAAAAAAUAUGGAUCAAACCAAAAAAACCAAUAGUAAUAUAUUGACAUAUACUAAUGAUGAGAUUACUGAACUAUCAAAAAAUAAUACCGAGGCCAACUCCAAGAUAAUAUAA
Messenger RNA from Cetraspora pellucida, 1071 nucleotides. NCBI's taxonomy places the organism in Eukaryota, Fungi, Glomeromycota, Glomeromycetes, Diversisporales, Gigasporaceae. The record is from the annotation of a GenBank genome assembly.